UUUGGCGUUUCGUACGCGCUCGGAACUCCUCAGACACGGUGGGAAACUCGCACCUGGCGCAAAGUUUUCAAACACUUUUCGGGCGACGGGAAAGCCUAUUCGAUUCGCUUUUCGGCACCCGGGGGUUUGGGAGAGUGCGGUUCGUCUCCGGGCGGGAAAGUGGACCGCAAUGUUUUGAGUUUUCGACGCAUCGCAUUUCGUAAGUUGAUGGCCGUUGUUGUCGUUUUGUUUUUCGUAUUUGUGUCGAGUGGCGUUGACUUUUAAGAAGGAGGGCACGGAGAUUUUAAAAUACCGAGAGUAACGAACCGUUUUUCACUUCGCUCCAGAGAAAAAUAUCCAGCGAAUCUUCUGGAAUGCUUGCCUGACAAAAUCACUGCAGCCAGGGUAAGGGAUUUCCGCAAAGGGUGACCUCUCCUGUCAAAAGAAGAAGAUAUUCGCGAAGCUAGGUUUUUUCGGGAGGCAAUCACGUGCUCGGGGGCACAUGUGCGCGGGCUUCGCAGACCCGCCGGUUCCCCGCUGGGGAAAUGCGUGAGCUAGACUGCCCCCAGCUGAGGAAAUUUGUCCAGAGGCACGACCCCCACCUUCAUGUGCACCAUCUGCCUCACUCUGACGAGCUGGAGAAGAGGAUUCCUCUCACAGCGCAGACGACCUACUGCGCAGAGCUGGAGGAGCUCCAAGAAUUGCUCCACUUUCCUGAGGAAGUCGCCCUACGAUUGGCCGAUACCGAAUACCAACUGUUCUACCAGGUUCCCCCAAUUGACUACUUACGGCAGGUGACGGCAGAUCUAGGCGGCAACACCGGCACCACCGAAGGAAACCUACCCGGCAACACCGCCUCAACUUCAAGGUCAUCGGUCGCAACACUAAUAAAGCGCUUCAACGAGGUUAGCGCUUGGGUUACGCAGCUGAUAAUAUCCCAACCGACCCACGAUGCCAGACGGGCGGUAUUGUCCUGCGUUUUGCGGGUCGCUUUGUCUUCGUGGAACAUUGGAAAUUUCAAUGGAGCGAUGGAAAUCAUCGCCGGGCUUAAAUCGAACAAGCUCAAGCCGUUCUGGCUGUCCAUCACCGAAAAGGACACCCUGCCGGUCCUCAACUUCCUGUCCGCCGCGUUGCUUUCCGUCGAAUACGAACGAGCCCUCAGCAGGGCCCUCGCCAUGGCCGAGUGUCCUGUCGUGCCGUUUUUUGGGGCGUUCCUGCGGGAACUGCGAGAAAUCCUGGCCACCAGGAUGCCCGGCGAAGGGAUGCCGGGACAGCCGCUGGGCAAACCGCCGAAAGGCGGCCGAUCGGAUCAGGGGGCGGCUCAGCAGAGACAAGUGUUCAUAUCGGAUUACAACGGCGAAGAUCAUCGCUUCACGAAAAUAGGACCCGGAGGCCUUAUAAACAUAGAACAGAUGUACAAAACACAGGCUGUCAUGGACCAUAUCUCCUUGUGCCACCAACAUUAUCAUACCAGAAAUCGUCUCUCGCCCACCGUCAGACUCAUAGAUUAUCUCAAAUCUUCUGCAAUUAGCGAACCUCGAGUCUUAGCCGCCGCCCCUCCCCUCAAAAACGAACUGGACACUGAGUACGAAAUCGACGUGGACGACUACCACCCGGUUCAACCACUAGUGCACGACCACGGGGUCAGUUUCGUUUGUCUUUCAUCGUCGCACACGAAAGUCGAUCAACAUGUCAUGCAGAUUUUACAUCACGGUAGUACGGUGGUUCUUUGGGAAGGGCAGGAAAACCAAACCCAAGGGGCGAGCAAAGGUGCCUUCUUGUAUUUGCGUCUGGACAGGUCCUCCACAGUACUGACAUGGGUACGACCUAGUUGGUCGGCCCUAAAAUCCGGUAAUUCCAACGAUUGCGACCCGUUCUCGCAGGACUUCAAUCUGUCCUUUAACCCGGAAGAUACGCUCGCCGCAGGACAGCUGACGAAGCUGGCGCUUCAAAGUACUGGCGAGCAAACUGCCGGUACUACCUUGGACGACGGUUUUCUGGACUUGACGUGUAUCAAAGAGGUGCAUCUGGGCGGCAGGGACGUCGAAAGGGAGGCGGAACUGGCGGCGGCGGCCCGCAGAUACGGACUCACACACGAAUCGGGGAACGAAUGCGCUCUGACUAUACUCUACGGUACAGGUCUGAGCGACAACAGACUGCUUUACGUCGUCUGUCCCCCAGCCGAAUGCAGAGUAUGGUACAGCGGUCUCUACUGGUUAAUCCGUGGACUAUCUAGGCUUAAUUCUCUCUGUGAUAAACGACUGUUAUGGUUAAGGGAACAAUAUUUACAACUAUACCACGAGGACGGUUACUGCUGCGGACCGUUAGCUGCCGACGCCAUCAGGUCAUUCGGGGGCAGAGACUGGUCGCUGGCCGGUACCAAACCCGGAAGCAACCAAUCCGGGGAGACUUCCGGAGCGUUGCGACGUGAAGUGUCGAUGAAGAUUAAGAAAAAACAGAUACUGAGCAACCAAACCUUUAAGGAUCGUAGCCUGAAGCAGCAGUUCGUGGAGCCUGCCACCAUGUGCAUGGAGAGCAGCUAUUGGCGCAACCCGACCCACCACCGCCAAUCGACCCCCACCACCUUCCCGGAAUUCCAACCGGACGUAGCCAGACACCAUAGUCUCGGACAGUUGGCUUACACGUCGUCGUCUCAGCCGAAAUUCGACAGGGACCGGCACGGAUCCACCGAGCACUUGUGGCACGGACGGCAUCCGAGAGUGGGCUCGAUCUUAUACGAUACUCAACUUGACUUCGUCGACUUCGUCACCCUGUUUCGUUCCUUUAGUUUACUCAUCCGCAAAGAUCUCAGAGAUUUGUUCGAACAAUUAGCGAUAUCGUACAGGAGCAUGACCGUGAACGCUAGUAAAAUUAACGGAGUCAAGGCGAAAAGUGGCGAUAACGCGCGGAAAGCGACGAAAUUAGGUCUUUUAACGAGAAACACUAGACCGGAACUGGAGGGCACCGUGGUGAACACCCAGAAAAAAGUGUUCGACGCUAUAGCCGCGGCCAGCAUUUUCACGAACUGCGCUGGGAUCGACACUAACAACUCCCAAGUGAUAACGCUGUCCACGUUUGCGAAAUUUUUGGAAACGAGACAGAUGGAAUCGAAAACCGAGGAAGAAGUGAAGGCCCUGAUAAAUAGACACGAACCGGAUGCAUCGCUUAGAGUCCAACACUGCUUAUCGUUCGAGGGUUUUGCCAGGUAUCUAAUGGACAAGGAAAAUUUUGCCUUCAUUCCCGAAUGCGAGGUGCCGAAAGAACAGGAAAUGAACAGGCCGCUUUCCACCUACUACAUCGCCUCGUCCCAUAACACUUACCUCACCGGGCAUCAGCUGAAGGGCGAGUCUUCGGUAGAGUUAUACAGUCAGGUUUUACUGACCGGAUGCAGGUGCGUUGAGCUCGACUGCUGGGACGGUGAGGACGGCUACCCCAUGAUAUACCACGGUCACACCUUCACCACCAAGAUACCCUUUACGUCAGUGGUCGAGACGAUCUGCAAGAACGCCUUCGUGACGUCCCCGUAUCCGAUCAUCCUUUCGAUAGAGAACCACUGUUCUUUGCAGCAACAAACGAGGAUGGCUCACAUAUUUCAAAAAGUGUUCGGCGAGAAACUCGUGUCGAGUUUCCUCUUCGAGUCGGAUUUCGGCGAGGAACCUUGUCUGCCGUCACCGUCACAACUCAAACACAAAAUCCUGAUUAAGAACAAAAAACUGACGGUCGACGUGCCGCCGCCGCUGAGCGUGUCCGCAAUGUCAACUCCGGUACGGCCCGGAAGCGGAAUGCGUCACUCCGUGCCCGGACGCACGAGCUCGAUCAUCAGCAACGCGAGUUCGAGCUCGUUCAAUGACGAUUUCAGCGACGAUGACUACGACGACGAGGACGACGAGGACAACAUAGACGACAAAACGAUGCACUCAGUUUUGGCGCCCAACGAAUCGCCCAGGCCCUACGGGGUGUCUCACGCCGUAUCCAAAACCAGUUCGACUAAGAGGGGCGUUCCCGACGACAAGCUCCGGAAAAAAGGCAGCCAAAUUUCGAAGGAGCUCUCGGACCUGGUGGUUUACGUGCAAGCCAUCAAAUUUCGCGGAUUGAACACCAUCUCCCCCAGCAGUUCCGUCAAACAGAGACCUAGGACCUGCGUGUCGAUAUCCGGGAGUUCGAUCGUAACGACAGGAAGUAGUUCGGCGUCGAACAUAUCCAGUUCGGGAAUCGGGAGCGAAUCGGAUAGCGUUUAUGAAUCGGAGAUGAAACAAAGGCCAAACGUCAAUCUUCCGUGCUACCAGUGCUCCUCCAUUAACGAAAACACGGCGAAGAAGCUGUGCCGCAAACAAGCCCUAGCUUUGGUCGCUCACACUCAGACCCAGCUGAUGAGGACUUAUCCGGCUCCCAUGAGGAUCGACUCGAGCAACUUCAACCCCGUCAUAUUUUGGUCGUUCGGUAUCCAGAUGUCAGCACUGAAUUAUCAGACGGACGACACUGCCAUGCAGCUCAACAACGCCCUGUUCGAGACCAACGGCAGAUGCGGCUACGUCAACAAGCCGAGGGUGAUGUGGGACAAGACUCACGUGAUGUACCGGAGGUUCAACCCGUGGGACAAGCAGUUUGACGGCAUCCAUUCGUCGCAGUUCGUCAUCAGCGUCGUCUCGGGGCAGUACGUGUCCGAGAGGAACGUCAACUUGAGCACGUACGUGGAGGUCGAGAUCAUCGGCAUCCAAGUCGAUUGCAACAAACAGAAAACCAAAGUGGUACAAAAGAACGCACUGAAUCCGAUCUGGAACGAGACGUUCCACUUCAGGAUAAUGUUCCAAGACUUGGCGUUCUUGAGGCUCGCGGUGUUUGACUCAACCAAUAACCACCUGCUCGGCCAAAGAAUCGUCCCGUUGAAAUGCCUCCGGCCAGGCUACCGGCACCUCAGACUCAAAAAUCCGCAGAAUCGCUACCUGAACAUGUCCACUCUGUUCGUUUACUCCAGGAUCGAGGAGGAGAGUUUGGAGAACGAAACCAGGGAGGAACCGGCUCCGAUCGAGACCGACUUUAAGGAGGUCGACAGCGGUUACGUCGGCACUCCGAUAUGCGUGAAACGGAAGAUGUUCUUUCUGAUGGUGUACGGUGUGUUGCCCGACGAACCGUCCACGAUCCUGAAAAUUACGCAAGAAUCGACAACGCAGGACGUGAUACUGCUUUGCCUGCAAAAGGCCGGCAAGCCAGUCGAGAAGGUCAACGAUUACAUCCUGGUCGAAGAGGUAGCAAGGGGGUGGGAGAAGAAAGACCACAGUUUGCCGGCGACGCAGCGCAUCCUCGACCUUCACGAACGCCCCCUACAAGCGCAGUCGCAGUGGAAAGGAGAGGGGAGGUUCAUCUUGAAGCGAAUGGGCGACGAUCCGAGUAGCAGGGCGUGGUUAUCGUCGAUCAGGAGCGUCGCCAAUAGGGAGAGGGAAGCCAGAAAGUCCGACGGAGCUCCCAGUAACGCGUGGGAGGAGAACGAUACCUUUUUAGUGUGCAUAUACAACGUUUCGCCCGAAAUCCCCUACGCGAUUCUCAAGGUCCCUUUGAACGCCUGCGCACAAGAUGUUCUCGCUCAGGCGCUGCUCAAGGCGCGCAGGCUCGAAGAUCCGAUGAAUUUCGUCAUCGUCGAAGAGUUGGAGUGGGGGGGUACCAAUCACAACAUCCAGCAGCGCGCGCUCGCCGAUUACGAGAACGUGUACAGCGCGCAGUCCCAUUGGCAGACUAUCGGAAGAUUCAUUUUGCAGGAGAGAGCGAACAUCACGCCGACAUCUUUGCGGAAAAACAAAAUCACGGCAAGCCUACGUUUGGCAACGUUGGACCGCAUCAGUCGGAGCCUCAGCGUCGCGCGCAACGUUGCCACGAACAGCAUAAAAAUGCCCGUUCAGGUAAAUACGGUGGCUCUGAGCGAUCCGACGACGUCGAAGCACGGGUCCAGAAACCGCCAAAUGGCACGCGGGAAAGUCCACUCGGAAAAGGAGGUCGCGGGUUCGGCUUGCCUCCCAUCGAAAAAACAGGAUCCCCAACGCGAGGUCCAUUCAGAAGGGGAAACUUUGUCCGACGACGACAUCCUCACGACGGUCGCGAGGUUAAAAAAGGCCUCGAUAAGGAAGUUUAAGGAGUGGAAGUCCUGACUAAGCGACUAGGCCAGCGUUUGGCUGCGCGGAUUCGCUUUUCGACCGACCGACGACGUCUAAUGGCCGGCCAAAUCGUUGUCGCGGCGCUAAAGGUAUACACAUACGUCUUUCGAAGAAAAAAACAAAAUGGCGUUUUUUUUAUCAAGCAUUUAACAUAUUAAGGCACGAGUGAUUUGAAGAUUGCGAAAGUUAGAUAAUUUUUAUUAAGAAGCGUUGACGUUUUAAAGAUAUAAAAGGCAAUAUCUAGAAUAAAUGUAAAAUUAUGGCGUAUCGCUACUAUAUACAUAUAUAUAGACCUUUUCAUUAUUGUAAAUUAUGAGAUUUUUGAACGUGUUCCAUGUCGAUUUUAACUAGAAAAAUCUGUCGAAUGCGCGCCACUGGUGAUAAAUUCAAUCGCGCAUGUCAAACGAAAUCCUCGGCAUGCCAGCAGGGAUGUUUCAUUUGAGGUUAUGUCGGUUGGGUCAAUUGUUGUGGGAAAAAAAUGGUUUCCUAUUAAUUUAAUUUUUGUUUGUCGUCACGAAGGUCUUCCUUCCGUGUAAUUCAAAUGAAUUAACUCAUUACAUUGGCGUCUUCGAAGGUUAUCUAAUUGAUUCUUACAGGUAAAAUCAUGGUACGCCAUAGACGUUUGGAUAUUUCAUUUCUUUUACAUCAAGCGAUGAAAGUUUUUUUUGUCCUUUUACUUUUUUGUGCUUACAGAAUUGAAAUUCUUUUAAAGAACAAAUAGGGACGCCGCUGGAAUGGGUAAUUUCAUUUCGAUUAACUGACGCAAAAUAAAGACAUUUACGACGACAAAUGAGCGUGCCAAGUUUUUCCUAAUUUAAUUAAAUAGUUUUUGAGUGUUUUAUAAGAAAAGCUAUUUUUUUUUAAAUAAAUUUUGACAUCCUGUAUCUUGAAAACGAAGUUGUAUUUGAAAAAAUACCUAAUUAAUAUGUCCUUAAAACCUUUGUACUGAAUAUAGACAAACUCCGUAUAAAUGUAGUCUUUAUUAAAUAUUAUUUAAUUAAAAUCGGUCUAAUUUUAGAAAAAAAAAUCGUUUUUUGUUUUUUAUUUUUUAUUAUUACCUUUUCGCUGAUUUGUGACUAAAGUGGGCGCCAUAGGGUCUUUAUGUUGUGCAAUUAGAAUGAAAUUAUUCAUUCCAGUGGUGUCCCUAAUUUUCUGUCUUUUUACUUUUUGUGUGCCUAAUUUCGUUGAAAAAAGAAUUGAAAUUCCUCCGAGGACCUGUACUAAUAGAGUUAAAAUUUACUUAAACUAAAGAACCAAUGGGAACUGGGACGUGACUAGAACGAGGACGCUAAGUUUUUGCAAAAUCUACUGCAAGGUUCUUGAGUAAUUAAAAAAAACGAUUUUUCUCUCAAUUUUGACGCCCUGUAUCUCGCAAAACUAAUCAAUUACAAAUCAGAUGGUAAAUGUGUCCUUAAAAUCUUUAUUGCCAAUUCCAAAAGGGAAGUUAUUUUUCAAAUUAAUUAAUGUUUUUAAAAUAAUUAAAAUAUUUUUUUAUAUUAAUUUCAUUAUUAUUAAUUUAUUCUUUCAUUUAUUAAUCGUAUUAAAAGGUUUUUUAAUAUUAAUUUAUAUUUAUAUAUUAAUUAAUUAAUAUGUAUAUAAUUAAUUAAAUUAUCUUUUAAUGUUAAUUAAUUAAAAUUUAAGUAUUAAUUAAAAUCAAUUUAUUUCUAUAUUUUAUAGAUGUUUCGCUAGAUACAGGAUGACGCAAUUUCGCCCAUGUUUAGGGCAAUUUCGACGCUUAUUUUUAAAACGUUUUCAUUCAGACGGGGUGUUGCGCAAUUGCUUGGCCAUAUACAAAAUAUAUUUAUUGUUAAAAUAAACCCUCUAUAUUGCGACGUCGUCAAAUUAUCGGGAAAAAUUAGACAAUACUUCUGUCACUCUCCAUCCGCGCCAUCUAUGCUAUCAAAAACGGAUCUUCACAUAGUCACAUGUUUUAUUAACGAGGCGCCUAAGUAAUUAUUUUCUUACCAAUUUGACCAAGUUUCAACUAAGUUGUCUCAAAUAUUUAAAUUGGUCAUGUAUUUGACUUAGUUGUCGCCCCUCUAUCGCUUUUAUCAACGUUUCCCUACGCCUAUGGAUUCAAGUUUCCCUUAAUAUUCGUUUUUAUUGUUUUAUUAUUAAUAUAAGGCAGAGGAAGUUAUUAAAAGCGCAAAAGACAGAGAAAAUUAUUAAUUAUUGGUAAGGAAUCAUGUUUUCUUUAAUAUUUUCUAUUUUUCCCCGACUAGGUGGCAACGUCGCAUUAAAAAUGGCAUGAACAUCGUAGUUGGAUCGUAAUAAGCACCAUAUCUAAUUGAAAAUAUUUUUAAAGUGUUUUUUUGUCGCAGGAUUUUUCGAAAUUGCGAUAAAUAACGUAACAACGUUAUUUAUCGUGAAUGACAGUCCCUACUUUUAAACGAAUAUAAUAAAACAUGUUGAGGUUUCGUCCACAAGUUUUGCAGUCUAUUCUUCGUUGCGCACUUUGAUUCUGGUUGAGAAAUUAAUUCUUAGUACUACUAAUGGCUUUCCUGCCCUCUGACGCAGGAAAGAAAACAGACGGAAAUUGUAAAGCGGGUAUGAUAGAAUUUUUCGGAAGCUUAUUUACGAUAUCGAUAGGUUUUUAAGAAUCACCCAAAAACGCUACAACAGUUACUCGUUAAUAAAAAAAAGUAUUUGUAUUAGCUUUAAUAAAAAGUAAACCCCGAACUUUUGUAAAUUAUCCCCUUCCGUAAAUUUAAACCGUUUUUUUUUGUAAUAUGUUAAUAUAUAAAGUAAGAAUGCCAUACUACUAUAUCAUUACGAGUGUCAUAUUGAGGGAACGCUAUAACGUGUACCAGUGAUUUUUUAAAAGUUAUAUUUCGUUGAUUCGUUGUAGACUUUCUAUAGAUUAUUGCAAAAAUAUCGUUAAACUAUAAAAAUACUAUGUAAAAAUUUUUAAGUAAUACAAUAUAAU
Molecule: messenger RNA, 9051 nt
Organism: Cylas formicarius (sweet potato weevil)
Lineage: Eukaryota; Metazoa; Arthropoda; Insecta; Coleoptera; Brentidae
Product: 1-phosphatidylinositol 4,5-bisphosphate phosphodiesterase epsilon-1-like
Exons: 30
Coding region: 525-6119 (1864 amino acids)
Biological process (GO): phosphatidylinositol-mediated signaling; lipid metabolic process; small GTPase-mediated signal transduction
Molecular function (GO): phosphatidylinositol-4,5-bisphosphate phospholipase C activity; guanyl-nucleotide exchange factor activity
Source: RefSeq, a predicted model, not a curated record